GAGAGAGAUGGGAGAUAUAGAAAGAGAAGCAAUGUUAGAGCGGGAGAAGGAAGAAGAAGAAGAGGAAGAAGCACAAGCCCAAGUGGAUAUUUGGAGGUACAUAUUUGGGUUUGUGGAACUGGCAGUGGUGAAAUGUGCCAUAGAACUGGGCAUAGCUGAAGCCAUAGAAGCUCAUGGAAGACCCAUGACACUGUCGGAGAUAUCAACAACUCUAGGCUGUGAUCCUUCACUUCUGAACCGCAUCAUUAGGUUCCUCACACACCGAAAGAUAUUCAAAGCCAUACCCACCAGCCAUGGCUACCCGGGCUAUGCUCAAACACCUUUGUCUCGGCGUUUGAUGAGAACGGGACAACAUAGCAUGGCAGCUCUUAUUUUGCUGGAGAGUAGUCCUGUAAUGCUAGCACCGUGGCAUUGCCUAAGUGCUCAGGUCUUGGCCAAUGGCAAUCCCUCAUUUGAAAAGGCUCACGGUGAAGAUUUGUGGCGCUAUGCUGCGACAAAUCUUGAUCACAGCAAUCUCUUCAAUGAAGCAAUGGCAUGUGAUUCUAAGCUUGUUAUGCCUAUUAUCAUUGAAAGUUGCAGCGAGGCAUUUGAUGGUCUCAACUCCUUGGUGGAUGUGGGUGGGGGCAACGGCACCACCACGAGCGUCCUUGUUAAGGCUUGCCCUUGGAUUCGAGGAAUCAAUUUUGAUCUUCCUCAUGUCAUUGCUGAGGCUCCAAAGUGUGAUGGGGUGGAACAUGUUGCAGGCGACAUGUUUCAAAGCGUUCCCAAAGCUGAUGCUGCUUUUCUUAAGUGGGUUUUGCACGACUGGAGAGACGAAGAGUGCAUCGAGAUCUUGAAGAAAUGCAGGGAAGCUGUUCCUAAGGAAAAUGGAAGGGUUGUUAUUGUGGAGGCAGUGAUUGAAGGUGGAAAGCAUGAUGGGUUGAAGGAUGUAGGAUUGAUGCUGGACAUGGUAAUGAUGGCGCAUACUAAUUUUGGCAAGGAGCGUACCCUCAAAGAGUGGGAAUAUGUCAUUCAAAUGGCAGGAUUUAGCAAAUACACUGUGAAAACCAUCCAUGCUGUGCAGUCUGUCAUUAUUGCUUUCUACUAAAACUAUAACAGAGAAACUCUAAAUUUAAGUUUAAAUUGUCGAAACGUUUAAUGUUUGUGUGCAUGCAAGGCUAUAACUUAUUAGCCUUCCCUCCAAAUAAAAUAGUAAUCUAUCCUUUAUGCAGUUGUUGGUACGAUCAUCAAUUCGUUUCUGCU
Molecule: messenger RNA, 1242 nt
Organism: Abrus precatorius (Indian licorice)
Lineage: Eukaryota; Viridiplantae; Streptophyta; Magnoliopsida; Fabales; Fabaceae
Product: acetylserotonin O-methyltransferase-like
Exons: 2
Coding region: 8-1087 (359 amino acids)
Biological process (GO): methylation
Molecular function (GO): O-methyltransferase activity; S-adenosylmethionine-dependent methyltransferase activity; protein dimerization activity
Source: RefSeq, a predicted model, not a curated record